This is a messenger RNA of Prorocentrum cordatum, 670 nucleotides long. NCBI's taxonomy places the organism in Eukaryota, Dinophyceae, Prorocentrales, Prorocentraceae. The record is from the annotation of a GenBank genome assembly.
CGGACGAGCUCGCGAGCACGGCGUGGGCAUUCGCGAAGGUCCUCCACGUGGACGCGGAGCUCUUCCUCGGCGCAGGCGAGCUUGCCCCGGGUGGCCACUCUGAACGACCAGGCGAUCUCGAACGUCGCGUGGGCUUUUGCCAGGGCCCGCCACGGCGAUCCGGAGCUGUUCGAUGCGCUUGCCGUGCGUGCGGCAUCCAGGGUCGAGCACUUCACAGGGCAGGCGCUGUCGAAUGUCGCCUGCGCCUUUGCCAAGGUGUCUCGGAAGGACGAGCGGCUGUUCGGGGCGAUCGCGACAGCCGCUGUCGCUCGGCUGGCCGAGCUCCAGGAGCAGCACAUCUCGAACCUGGCGUGGGCGUACGCCCACUCGGGCUGCGCGCGGCCGCCCCUCCUCUUCGACGCGCUGAGCUCGGCCGCGCUGGCGAGGGUGGCGGAGCUGAGCCUGCAGAGCGUCUCCAACGUCGCCUGGGCCUUCGCCGUGGCCGGGCGAGACGACGAGGAGAGCUCUUCGCGGGCUUGCCGCGCGCGGCACUGCAGAGCGCCGGUCGCUGCAACGAGCAGGACGACGUCGCCAACCUCGCGUGGGCCUUCGCGCGGGCGCGGCGCGGCGAGGCGCCCCUGUGGGGGGGCCUGGGCGCCGCGGCCCCCGCGCGGCUGGGCGAGGCCACGCC